GCACCGUCGGUCGACUGGUUCGCACCCGCACUGGCAUCGGGUCGGUCCUUGAAAUGAAUCGAAUGACCCACCACUAUUGGAUACAUUUGAGAAACUUGCAUUGUUAACGGACGCCGGCAGUUUCCAGUAUCGUCAUUCUGCUCCGUUUAGGUCUUUGUGCAAUACGGUUACGGGUAACUUUGUUGCAGAUUUGACAUCUAAAAAGUAGCUAGUUCCGUGGAGCAACCGGGUUUUACGCUUUUCGUUUCGUAGGUUUUUCUUAUCGUUAUCGUAUCUCGCAAGCAUUGCGAUUGUAGUAAAGCAAACGAUGGCCAAUCAGGAGGCCGCGUCCCCAAUACGGCAGCUUCCAUUCGAGCUAAUGUGCACUAUAUUUGACCAUCUCGACAACUACAGCGUAAAAAACUGUUCACUUGUGUGCCGCCAAUGGAAGGAGAUAAUUUUUUCCGAUUAUUAUAUAAAGAGAUUCGUGUUGCGGUUGCCAUCGAGUGUUAGUAACACCAGGGUGCUCGAACAGUCCGAUCGUUUGUAUCGCCAUGUACAUCUUCAGAGCAACCUUCAGAGCAAUACUAGCGAUUUCAACGUAAUGUACAACAUCGUGUGCUAUCCGAGGCUGAAGCAGUACCUAACAUUCAGAGCAACAGUCGAGCCGCCAUGGAACCAUGUGAAAAUGAUUACGGACGCCAUUGGGCGCAUGAAGGUGCUUCGAGAACUAUACCUAGUUAACACAGACGCAAGCAACUCGGUCAUGAAGGCUAUCCAAAUUUGCAGCGAUUCGCUGCAGUUCCUCGGCUUGAAAUGUGCAGUUCCAGCUGUUAUCAAAGCACCCUAUCUCAAAACGCUCGUAUUGGAGCUGUUCUUCACGAAUCCUGAAGCGAAUGUGGUACUAUAUUCUUACAGGUUUCCGCAUCUUAAAUCUAUGAAGGUGUCUGCAUACGAAUCACGCAAUCUUUUCAAAACGGAGCACGUGGAGCAUGCAUUAUCAUUUUUUGCCCAUCUCAAGGAACUGGAUGAGCUGAUACUAACAGACAUUACCGUUAACGGCUACAUUUUCAAAGCCAUUUGCGGAAGCUGUACUAAUCUAACAAAAUUGCAUCUGGAUGAGCUGUGCAUUGUCAACAAUUCCACAAUGUCUAGCCUUUCAAACCUUACCAAGCUUCGUGAACUUAAACUCCGACGAAUCUAUUCCCUUACAAGCAUUUCGUUUUUACCCGUAACCUUACCGCAUCUAGAAUUGGUUGCUAUUGGUGAUUUUGAAAUGCAGUACGAAACGCUGCGUGCAUUUAGGUCGGCAACGAGGAUCGAAUUUUUGUUCGGAGAAACGAUUCCCAUGGAGCUCAUCUUAGCCAUCGCUAGCCAGAUGCCGAGAAUACGACAAGUGGAGCUCCCAACGACUCGGGCGAAUUAUUUUCAAUCUCUAAUACUACUUCCAAUGUUGGAAGUGCUUGUGAUAAACAAUUGUAGCUUUGAAGACUUACCGAGGUAUGUGCAGCAUCCUAUAGAUGUUAUUAAAGAGCUGUGUUGCCCCAGCACAGUCAAUAAGCCAGAUGACAGGAUCAUAGCGCUACUGCUGGACCGCUUUCCUAAUCUAAAAUUGCUUAAAUAUGACAAUAAUUUGGAGCAUCAAAUCGCCUAGUUACACCUGUUUCCCUUGAAUUGCAUUGUAAUAUUAACGAAUAUCAGUAUGAACUAAUGAAAUAUAUAUCAAAAGACUUAAA
Messenger RNA from Anopheles gambiae (African malaria mosquito), 1715 nucleotides. RefSeq lists its product as uncharacterized. Lineage: Eukaryota; Metazoa; Arthropoda; Insecta; Diptera; Culicidae. Gene Ontology annotation, molecular function: protein binding. The record is from RefSeq and is a predicted model, not a curated record. The transcript is spliced from 2 exons. The coding region runs from base 308 to 1633 and encodes 441 amino acids.